This is a messenger RNA of Capsicum annuum, 1911 nucleotides long. Its product is annotated as RNA exonuclease 4. The record is from RefSeq and is a predicted model, not a curated record. The transcript has 8 exons. Gene Ontology annotation, biological process: rRNA processing. The coding region runs from base 367 to 1353 and encodes 328 amino acids. Gene Ontology annotation, cellular component: nucleus. NCBI's taxonomy places the organism in Eukaryota, Viridiplantae, Streptophyta, Magnoliopsida, Solanales, Solanaceae. Gene Ontology annotation, molecular function: nucleic acid binding; 3'-5' exonuclease activity.
CCUUCCACAAUAUUCUAUACGUUCUCUCCCUCGUUUGAAAAUAAAUAUAUUGGGUUUUUGGUUGGGAUUAAUUUGUCUUUUCCUUUUUAACCAAAGCAUGAGCACAAAAUCGGUGAUAUUUAAGACAUCAAUUGAGACACUUUUGAGUAGUAGUAACUAAAAUAAGAAAUAGAGAACUUUUAAUUCCACUAUCAGUUGAUUCUAUGGAACUGGAACCCCUCUCCACUACAACAAGAAGUCUUGGUGGACAGAGUUAACUAGUACUUGUUGCUGGUGGGAGGUGGAGUUACCCCGUGAAUUUAGUGGAGGCACAGAUGUUCUGCUUGUUACAAGCAGUAUAAGAAGAAGGAUCAUCUUCUUGCACAUAUGAAAACCUCUUGUCAUUCUGUUCAUGACCCUAAAUGCGGUGUCUGUAACAAACAUUGCAAGUCCUUUGAAUCACUAAGGGAGCACAUUGGUGGUCCAUUGUCCAAAGUGAAUUGUUCAAGCAUCUUUGCAGAAAGAGGCUGCAUUUUGUGUCUGAAAAUCUGCAGCAGCAUGGAUUCUCUCAAUAAGCAUAAAGAAAUGUGUCAUCUAACGACUCCUCGACCCAUUGACACAGUGGAGCUUUAUUCAGAAUCCGAAAUGGAAAGUUAUGAAAUUAGCAGCAUAAGAAGUCGGGAAGCAGUUGCCAUAGAUUGUGAAAUGGUUGGAGGGGGAAGUGAUUGCUCACUAGACCUUUGCGCAAGGGUAUGCCUGGUUAACGAAGAUGAGAAGCUUAUUUUCCACACUUACGUUCUACCUCAGAUUCCUGUUACUAAUUAUAGGUAUGAAAUUACUGGUAUAACAGAGGAGAAUCUACGAGAUGCCAUGCCUCUAAAGGAAGUCAGACAGAUAAUUCAGCAGAUUCUUUACAAUGGAGAGUCAAUUGGUAGAGCAAGAUUGGAUGGUGGAAGAGCAAAAGUACUUGUGGGCCAUAACCUUGAUAAACACCUUGAUUGCUUGAAGAUGAAUUAUCCUGAUCAUCUUCUGAGAGAUACUGCAAAAUACCGGCCCCUGAUGAAGACCAACUUUGUCAGCCACUCUCUCAAAUAUCUAACCAAGACUUAUCUAGGAUAUGAUAUCCAAGUUGGUUUCCAUGAUCCUUUCCAAAAUUCUGUGUCUGUUAUGCGGUUGUAUAAGAGGAUCCACUCACAAGACCACCCAAUUGAAGGGACCAAGAGAGUAGUAUCACAUUCAUCCCUAAGCUUUAGCAAAAGUUCUGAUUCAUGGAAAUCCAUGGCACACGAGAGAAUGACACCAGAUGAGCUCUUAGAGAUAUCCAGAUCAAAUUAUAAGUGUUGGUGUCUUGAUUCACGGGAAUCCAAUUGUUGAAUAUACAUUUGAUCUGAGAAAGCUUCCAACUCCAAGUGGCCGACACUAAAGCAAGAAUGCAUGAUCUUAUUUGUGGCAUCUGCAUGACUUCACAUUUAAUUAGGCCUCCGAGGCUGCUGCUGAAGGUUUUGUAGUUACUGAAGUGUAUAUGAUUAGAACUGCAUAUUUUUCCUUGGUAAAAGCUUUAGUUUAUCUGCCCUAAUUUCCAUUCUUGAAGGUCUCUUUGAGUUUGAUGCUACAGCAAAAGGAGGAAGAAUUGCUUGUUUUUGCUAUUGCAAUUUACAUUCUCUAAAAUGUGCAGAACGAAAAUACAUCUACGACAUUGGAUGAUCGUUGAAGAUGAUCUUACUGAAAGCAGAAUUAGUUAAUGUCCUUAAUUAUUCUAGUAACAGAACUAAUAGAGUUAGUAUUAAUGUUUGCUGCUGGUGUUUCUGUUAGGCAGUUAAUAUCUUUUCUGUUUUUAGCUUAGCUUUUCAAGGCACCAUAGGAGACUGUAUAUACUAGUAAUAUUUUGUUAAAUGAGAGAGCCUGUGGGUUCUCAUUUUCUCAUUCUCAGCA